Molecule: messenger RNA, 3305 nt
Organism: Hippocampus zosterae (dwarf seahorse)
Lineage: Eukaryota; Metazoa; Chordata; Actinopteri; Syngnathiformes; Syngnathidae
Gene: zdhhc17
Product: zinc finger DHHC-type palmitoyltransferase 17
Exons: 17
Coding region: 93-1961 (622 amino acids)
Biological process (GO): protein palmitoylation
Cellular component (GO): Golgi membrane
Molecular function (GO): protein binding; palmitoyltransferase activity
Source: RefSeq, a predicted model, not a curated record
UUUUGACAACUACGCCCUCUUGAACCCCCCCACCCCUUGCCCUCUUCUCAGCCUCCCGUUUCCCACAAUGCACUGCGGGCAUCACCACCAAGAUGGCCGAUGUCAUGGAGGAGUAUGAGAAAGAAGCUGGCUGCGUCCCUAUUCUCCAUCCAGAGGAAAUCAAGCCUCAGAGCCACUUCAAUCACGGCUACAGCGAGACCGUCAGCCGCAAGAACCACGUGGACGACUACAGCACGUGGGACAUCGUGAAAGCCACGCAGUACGGCAUCUUCGAACGAUGCAGGGAGCUGGUGGAAGCCGGGUUCGACGUCCGGCAGCCGGACAAAGAAAACGUGACCCUCCUCCACUGGGCCGCCAUUAACAACAGGGUGGACUUGGUCAAGUACUACAUAUCUAAGGGUGCCAUCGUAGACCAGCUGGGAGGAGAUCUCAACUCCACACCGCUGCACUGGGCCACCAGACAAGGCCACCUAUCCAUGGUGGUGCAGCUGAUGAAAUACGGCGCCGACCCGUCCUUGAUCGACGGCGAGGGUUGCAGCUGCGUCCACUUGGCCGCCCAGUUCGGCCACACCUCCAUUGUCGCCUACCUUAUCGCCAAGGGACAGGAUGUGGACAUGAUGGACCAGAACGGCAUGACACCCCUCAUGUGGGCGGCGUACAGGACGCACAGCGUGGACCCCACCCGGCUGCUGCUCACCUUCAACGUGUCGGUCAACCUGGGCGACAAAUACCACAAGAACACGGCGCUGCACUGGGCCGUGCUGGCCGGCAACACCACCGUCAUCAGCCUGCUGCUGGACGCCAACGCCAACGUCGACGCGCAGAACAUCAAGGGUGAAACGCCGCUGGAUCUCGCCAAGCAGAGGAAGAACGUGUGGAUGAUCAACCACUUGCAGGAAGCGCGGCAAGCCAAAGGCUACGACAGCCCAUCCUACUUGAAGAGACUCAAAACGGACAAGGAGGUCAGACAGAAGGUGAUGCUGGGGACGCCCUUCCUGGUCAUCUGGCUGGUGGGCUUCAUCGCCGACCUGGAUAUCGACUCUUGGCUCAUCAAGGGUCUCAUGUAUGUGGGCGUCUGGGUGGCCGUGCAGUUUCUCUCCAAGGCUUUUUUUGACCACUCCAUGCAUAGUGCUCUCCCUCUGGGAAUCUACCUGGCAACCAAGUUUUGGAUGUAUACAACCUGGUUCUACUGGUUCUGGAAUGAUCUCCCUUUCGCCACGGUCCACGUGCCGUUCCUCAUCAACACGCUGGCUCUCUUCUACAAUUUUGGCAAAUCGUGGAAAUCAGACCCGGGGAUCAUCAAAGCCUCUGAGGAACAGAAGAAAAAGACUAUUGUGGAGCUGGCAGAGACGGGAAGCUUGGAUCUUAGCAUCUUCUGCAGCACUUGCUUGAUACGGAAGCCUAUCAGAUCCAAACACUGCGCCGUGUGCAACCGCUGCAUCGCCAAGUUCGACCACCACUGCCCCUGGGUGGGCAACUGCGUGGGAAGCGGGAACCACCGCUACUUCAUGGGUUACCUCUUCUUCCUGCUGUGCAUGAUCUGCUGGAUGAUGUACGGCUGCAUAUCCUACUGGAGGAUCCACUGCGCCACCACUUACGCCAAGGACGGCUUUUGGCUCUACCUGACCCAGAUCGCCGCCUGCUCGCCGUGGAUGUUCUGGAUGUUCCUCAACAGCGUCUUCCACUUCAUGUGGGUGGCUGUGCUCAUCAUGUGUCAGCUCUACCAGAUCGCCGCUCUAGGAAUCACCACCAACGAGCGGAUGAACGCUCGGCGGUAUAAGCACUUUAAAGUCACGGCCACGUCCAUCGAAAGCCCUUUCAAUCACGGCUGCAUCCGAAACCUCAUCGACUUCUUCGAGAUCCGAUGCUGCGGCCUGAUGCGGCCCGUGGCGGUGGACUGGACGGCGCAGUACACAAUAGACUACGACCAGACGUCAGGCUCUGGCUACCAGCUGGUUUAAAAAAGAGGGGGUGUGAAGACAGAAUUGGGGGAGAGGGGGGUGGGGGGGGCAAGUCCUCGUUUGUUGUGAGAACCGGCACUCCUUCGCAGCAUCACGCAAAAACUGGGACGGGAUUCGCAUGCUGUUGAGGGGCAACCCCCCCCCCCCCCAACCCCCUUCCACUUGUCACCACUAUUAGAGGGAGAUGGACAACAAAAACGUCACAAAUCAAAGCACCUCUGGUACCGGUAGGGAUGCGGUUGCAGUGUCCCCUCUUCACUCUUAGGUUCUUUUAUUUUCGGAUAAGGGAAUGUUUUUUUAUCAGCGUUCUGGACCGGCAAAAAAAAAAAAAAUGUGUUACAGGUAUAUUUAUUGAAAGCGUAUUUAUCGAUGAGAUCCUCCAUCAUUUCUUGACUUUUUUUUUUUAAAAGAUGAGUAGGCUUUUUAUAUUUAGAGUCUAGCUGUAGCUGUUGGAUGGUGUAUUUAUUAAGGAUUAUAGGAAAGGAAGGUUCAUUCCGUGUAUCUAUCAAAAAGCUGUCAACUCUGAUGUCUGUUUUUUGUUUUGGUCUGCCUCCAAACUUGCACUGAUUUUUUUUUUUUUGGGGGGGGGGGGCUGCUACUGAACAAAAGGGCCCAGCAGCACGUUUUUUCCUCCCCCAUUGUUUACUUUCCCUGUAUGUGAGGCACCGUGUAAAGAAUGUGUACAUAAAUAGUCCAGAUUUCUUUUUUUUUUUCAUUUGAGGGGGACUAAAUGACAAGGACAUGAAGAAGUGACUGUAGCUUUUAGUGAUGUCCAACACUGGUGUCCCACACUUGCAUGUAUGAUGCCGCCCCCGGGUGCCACUGUAUAUACUCAGUGUUACGUCUUGGCAAGUGCAUUCUCUUCCGUUUUGUUUGAUUAACCCUCAAAUCCAGUGUCUUGUGAACCCCUCGACUGUAUUAUAUUCCAUGCUUGUGGACUGUACUCAUCCAUUUUUUUGGUAUUAUUUUUAAAUGUCACAUAUGGGUUUGUUAUACCACUGGAUGUACAAAUUGUAAAGCAAAGAGACGAGACAAACUUUUUUUCUUUUCUUUUGCUAAAAGCGGAAAUGUGACCAUGCGAGAUGGGCCUGGUGUUUGUUUUUUUUUCGCAUAUCAACACACCAAAAGCAGCCCCGUUUUGCGAUUUAUUCCCACAAAAAAGUCAGGUGGGUUCUGGGGACAUACAGUACAUAUAUAUUAUAAAAUACAUACACAGGAAAAUAGGAUAUCAUUCCAGUGCCUCUGUCUCUCUCUGCCCACAUCACUUUAACUCCGCUUCAGAUGUAAAACAUGGGCAUGGUUCAGUUUUAAUGGCUUUAAUAAUAAAAGACAGUCAAAUGUGAA